AUGGCAACUGCCGACGCAGGAUUAGGUUCUGGAUUGCGUCCAGGUUUGGAAGGGACAGGGUUAGAGCUAGCGGUAGGUUCGGAGGGGCAGGGAUGGCGGCGGUCGGUGGCAGUAAUGGAGGCGGUUCGGCAGCUGGAGGCCAUGAUGCGCGAACCGGCCGCUGUGCUCGAUAGCAUGAAGGACAAGCUGUCUCUCGAGGAUCUCGAGAUUCUCAUCGCCUACUUCGCCCAACAGGGCCGCGACAUGUGGCAGGCGCUCGAGGUCUACGAUUGGAUGGUCCGCGGUAACCGCGUGGAGCGCCGAACGCGGCGCCUCAUCCACGUCAUCAUGGACCAGCGCCUCGGGCAGCUGCUACAGGAAGGCUGCCCGACGGAAAAAGUUUUGCGGCUGGUGGGCAGGAUGGUGGAUCUUGGGCUGCCCCCGGAUUUCCCGCUGAAAAGAAUGGUGGGGGAGGAGCUGUGGGAUAGAGGGGCGGUGGCGGAAGUUGUGAAGCUUCUGCGAAUGUUCCGGAACGAGGAGGAAAGUGCGCGGAAGGAGCAGGGGGUGGUGGCUGGAGUGAGAGUUGUGGGUUGGAAUGAGAGCGAGGAGGAAGAGGAAGAGGAGGAAGAGGAAGAGGAAGAGAAAGAGGAGGGGGAAGAUGAGGAAGGAGAAGAAUGGGAAGAAAGUGAGGUGGGGAGUGUGUGGAGUGGGUUAAGUGAGGAUGAUGUGGAAACUGGUAGUGGUGGGCAGAAAGAUGGGGAGGCGAGGCCAUCUGACUGCGCAACUCAAGCGCCGCAGAGGGUGAGUGCCCCGUUGAGCGCGCGGCAGGAGAUUCAGGAGCGGCUGAAGCUGCAGCUGCUCGUGCGAGCGAGCGAUCGUGGGAUCACUGCCAGCAGCAGCGGCAGCAGCGGCAGCAGCGGCGGCAGCGGCAGGAGCGGCGACAGUAGCAGCACCAGCGGUGGCAGCAAUGAGGAGAUUGUUAUACAGAGAAUACGGGGUCCAGGGGUGGGCACGGGAGCAGCAGAGUCAAGGAGGCAAGAUGGGCGAUUGUCAGGAGUGGAAAGGAGUGGGGUGCGUUCUGAAGAACAUCAGAGCAGCAGAGCAGGAAGUACCGAGGACAGCAGCAGAGGAGUAAGCUCAGGUGGGGUAACUGAGGCGAGGGGAGGGCAGGAGCAGGGGAAGAGGCCGGGAGGCAGAGAGUCAAAGUCAAGAGAGGCAGAAGCAGAGAGGGAGGGGGAUGGAGCAGCAGCAGUGGCAGCAGCAGAGGCAGCAGCAGAGAUGGCAGCAGAGGCGGUGGGGGAUGAAGCGGCAAUAAGAGCAGCAGAGGAGAGGGAGGAUCUGGUGGGGCUGCUGCUGCUGCGAGCUGUUAGCGCCGGGCAGUACCGGCAGGUGCUGCCGCUGCCGCGCAUGCUGAGAGAAGCCGGGGUGGAGAUGGGCGUGGGGGGGUUCAGUGCGGUGCUGACCAGUGCUGUGAAGGAGCAGGAGAAGCUGAGUGUGGCGCGGAGGGAGCUGAGGGACCUGCAGCAGAUGGGCGUGGUGGGGCAGCUGUCUCCUCUGGACGGGCUUCUGCUGGAGGUUCAUGGGGCGACGCUGAGGCACGAGGCAGAGCAAGUGGUGCAGUGGUGUGCAGAGGAGUGCGAGGGCGACCUGCAGAGGCUUAGAGAGGCGGCUCGGGAGCGAGAAAGGCAGCGGGAGGAGCGGCUCGCAGUGCUUAGACGGGCGGGCAGGGGGGGAUACGAGGUGAAGGGGCGAGAGACACAGCUGUACCAGCAAGUAGCAGAAGAUGGGGAGGGAAGUAGCAGGCCAAGAGGAGCACAGGCGAGUAGCAGCUUCUGUGGAGUAGUUAGCGGGCAGUCACCUCCCGGGAAGUUGAGUGGGGGAAACAUUAGGGAAGAGGAGGAGGGACAUAGAAUAGGUUCGCAGGAGCGUGAUGAGUCCUGGUUGCUGCUGGACUUGCAUAGUAGCAGGGGAGGAGAGGUGGAGGAGGGGGUUGGGAGCGAACGGACGCAUGAUGAGAGGGUUGAAUUGGAAGAGCAACGAGGGACGCAGAGAGUAGAGAAGGAGAGGGAGAGGGAGAGGGUAGGGGAUUGGGAGCAGCGGUUGUUAAUAGCAGGGGAGCUCGCAGCAGCACAGGCGCAGGAAGAAGGGGAAGCACACUCAGCCACGAAUCUGAGGCAGCACGAGGGGGAAGAGCAAAGACUAGAGGAGGAGAGGGUGACUGGGAGGGGGAGGGUACUUGAAGCAAGCCAAACCUCACCUGGAGAAGGGAAGGAGCUAGAUCUUAUGAGAAGGGUGCAAUGGUCAGAAAAGGAGAGGGAGAGGGAAAUUCAGAGGCUAGAGCGGGAGAGGGAAAGAGACCUGUGGGUGCUGCAAGCGGGGGAGGUGGCAGCAGCGCAGGCGCAGGCGGGCAUGCAGGGGAAGCUGGUUACUCUCUGGUUCAACGCGGGCCACCCCGAGCAGGCGGAGCGUGCGCUGUGGGGCGUGGUGGAGAAGGGUGGGCUCGUGUCUGGGGAUCUGGCGGCCAGUGUUGCGGGGCUGUAUGCUUACUGUGGCGACCACAUAGCACUGAACAGCUUCAUACAACGGUUGGAGGCGCUGGGAAGUCCCCUGGACGAGUGGGCGUAUGCGCUCAUGGUGGGGGGUGCGCUCAAGGGCGGGCACGUGGACGUGGCUGCAUUCACUGUGAGGGAGAUGGUGCGAAGGGGCAUGCAGCCCAACGCACAGCAACUGGCACUCGUACUGCGGAGGUUACAGCGUGGUGAUGCGGGAGUGGAAGCCUAUCUGGGGCUGUGUGCGGCCCUGGCGGACGUGGGGCUGCUGGAGCCCACCCUCGUGUUCCUCUAUGUGGACCUGCUGCGCCUCUGCAUCCUGCGCAUGCUAUAG
This is a messenger RNA of Closterium sp. Naga37s-1, 2862 nucleotides long. Lineage: Eukaryota; Viridiplantae; Streptophyta; Zygnematophyceae; Desmidiales; Closteriaceae. The record is from the annotation of a GenBank genome assembly.